AUGAUUGUGAUCAACGUUCAAGACCACUCGCACAUGAAUUCCUCAAGAAACAAUGAAUCUAUUAAAAUUUUGUUCAAAAGACCGCCCUUCCCGCCCAAUAUAGAUCCGGUAGAAAUAGCAAAAAAACGUUUUGUUAAAAUGCGCGAUCCCAAAAAGAUCAAUUCAAGAGGACCUAAUUGCUUCAUGAUAUACAGGUCGUAUUGUACGUCGAUCAAUGGUGCAUCACGUAGUCGAAGGAGAAAUCGAAUUCCGAUGACCACGCUUUCCAUGAUGAUUGCGGAAUCAUGGGAUAGCGAGCCUCAGGUGGUCAAGAAUUAUUAUAAAGAACUUUCUGCACUGACGGAGGUUGAGUUAAUCAAACAAAGAAGGCGCAACGAAAUUCAGUUCCUACCCUGUGAAGAAAAAUGCAAAAAUCCUCGAAGUCCUGAUGAUAAUUCCCGUAAAAUAAAUCCGAAAGAUUUUGAUCCUCCAACAAUGGAAGAUCUUAAAUUAAAUGCGGAAAACAAUGAAAGCAGACUUCUUGACUCGCACGAACAUUUAGAUUGGGCUCCUUUCACUUACGAGCCGUUAGAGAUGUUCGCAUGUUCCGACCAUGGAAUCUUAGAAUGCCCAUGCCAAUAUAGUGCAUUUUAG
Acaulospora morrowiae is the source of this 633-nucleotide messenger RNA. The record is from the annotation of a GenBank genome assembly. NCBI's taxonomy places the organism in Eukaryota, Fungi, Glomeromycota, Glomeromycetes, Diversisporales, Acaulosporaceae.